CUGUCUAUCGAGUCUCUGGAAGGAGAUAUCGUUAUUGGAAGUUUGAUCGAUUUAUCUUGCACAGUGACUGUGCUGGGUGGGAAGUGUGUUGGAGGAUAUAUGCCCAUUGAUAAACCUAGAAAUUGGUCAUCAGCUAUAAUACCAGGAAAUGGACCAGGGAGUACGAGCAGAGAAUAUUUAACUUACCAGUCACCACGAUGCAUCGGUGGAAGUGGACAUGGUGGCCAUGGAGGAAAUCCAGUAUUUGAUGACAUUCACGUUAACCUCUACAGUGGCUUAGAGUAUGGAAGGAAUGAUUACCAACUCCUACUGGGAGGCAGUUCCGGCUCUUAUCUUGAUUCUUCUGCUCACACAAUUACUAAACCUGGACAUGGAGGGGGAGCAUUACAGUUGGUAGCGAAGCAGGGUUCUAUAAAAAUCGAAGAAAAGAUUAAAGCCAAUGCACAGCAAACAAAAGGGCACUACGAAGUUAACAGUGGAAGUUCAGGAGGACUAAUCCGCUUAGAGGCUAACGAGGUUCACAUCAUUGAUGGUGGUUCAUUGGAGGUAAAUGGUGCUCAUGCGGGAAAAAAUGGUAACAUUUACCCAGUUUGGGAAAAGGGGUCUGCCGGAGGUGGAGGAGGCAUUGUGGAUAUCUUGGCCAACAAGGUUUUCAUAUCAACUGGUUCUAUAUUACUUAUGCCAGGGAAUUCCACAGGUUGCUCCAACCAAACAACAGCAUCUCCAGGAUUCUUGACCAUACGAGAUUACUCGUGCAAUCUCAGAAUAUCGUGGAAAAAUAUCCCAGUCUUUCCUGUUGAUCCUGCAGGAUUCACUUGGACUAACACAACUACUCAAACACUUUUGCCUUCAUCCUCGAUACCCUGUUCCAAUUAUGUUCCUAGAAAAACCCGGCCUUCAGUCAAAAUAACCACAACUGACAAUCCUAUUAUUGCUACCUCUUCCCUCCUUGCGAGAAGAGAGUCAUCAAUAACUGCCUCUAUCAAAAACAUAUCUAAACGGCAAAGUGGAAUGCGCACUUCGUCUCCAGGUGUUAGGACAUCUUUUUCUCGUAACGGUAUUUCUUCUACCAAACGUAUUCAGUGCUCAACAAACUUCAAACCACUUACUGCAACCCUGUCAACUGAUGCAGUCCCUGCACCCUCCGUUCCUCUCGCUGAUUUCACAGUGACAAGAAAAUGGGAAGCCCUGCUCAAGAGUACGGAAUCCCUAACGAUAUCCAUGGGAAGCUUUCAAAACAACUCGUGGGUCGAGGAUGUUCACAAUCUGCUCCAACGCCUUCGAACAUUAGUGGAAGAGGAGCCGUUAACGGGGCAAUAUGUUGACAUAUUCAUAAAAAUACUUGAACAGUUUGGUUUAGCACUUUCCAUGAUCCCAAGCGAAGAUCAAGAGAUUAUGAAAAGCGUUGUUGCCUCGCUGAUAACAACGGCAGAAUCCAGCUUUGAUGGGAGAAACGAAAACGUGUGGAGCGCUACAAAAGAGCUACCAAAAGUCUUGAGCGCAUUGGAGAACAUUACGUUAGCGUUAGGAAGAAUCUCCUCGGUCAAUGAACUCUUCAAAUUCGAGUAUUACUCCCAAAGGACUGUUGUACAAGUUGUUGCUUUAAAAACCACAGCAAAACAGAGUGUAACACACUUUGUACUUCCUGACACCUCUAGAACAAACCUGUCCAUUUGGAAAAACGAACGCGAUGUUGUUCUAAUACCGUCAUUUUACGAUGGCGACGUCGUGGUGUUUACGAUACUGUACAGAAAUAUUAGCAGUAUUCAUCCAACUACUUUUAAAGAACACCAAAAAGAAAGGGAAAAUAAAAGUCAUCUCGUUUCUGACGUGCUUUCUUGUUCGGUAUAUUACAAGGGAACUUUAAUUGCGAGUAAACCCUUUUCUCCCGUUGAGCUGCAAUUCCAUAUCCAGAAUGGGAGAAGUCUUCACUCACCAAUCUGUGUAUUCUGGGAUCAUCGAAACAGUGCUUGGUCUACAGAAGGUCUGAGGACCGUUCAAGUAAAUGGCACCCACGCAAGAUGUCAUACAACUCAUUUCACAAGCUUUGCAAUUCUUACCCAGUACACAGAAGUGCAGAUUUCAGAUGAGGAUCAAUUCGCGCUCGGAGUCAUAACAUAUGUUGGUUGCGGAGUCUCCAUCGCGUGUCUCUUUGUGACCUUACUGGUUUAUCUUGCAUUUGAAGCGCUUUCCACUGAAAGACAUAAGAUUCACAUGAACUUAGCCUUGGCUCUUUUGCUGGCUCAGUCGCUGUUCUUGACUGGUGUAAACGCUGUAGGACACAAGACUCUUUGCCGCGCACUAGCCGUCUGCCUGCAUUACCUGUUUUCAGCAGCAUUCACUUGGAUGUGUGUAGAAGGUUUUCAUCUGUAUGUGAUGAUUCUCUCCGUGUUUCGUGCUGACAGCGUUAGAAUGAAAUACUACUACAUGACUGGCUGGGGUAUUCCAGUUAUCAUUGUCGGAGUGGCUGCGUCAAUUCACCCUGAAGGAUACGGGACAAUCAAGUCAUGCUGGUUGUCUAUUGAUGAUCAAUUUAUUUGGGUUUUUCUGGCGCCAGUUGUUUUAGUGAUUGUGGUUAAUUUCUUGGUUCUUGUUGCGGUGAUAAAAGUCGUCGCCAAUUCCGCGUUACCAUCAAGAAAAACCACAGACUUUGGAAGUGUCAAGGCUGGAGUCAAAAGCGCUGCUGUACUAUUACCACUGCUUGGAGUAUCCUGGGUGUUUGGGCUUCUAACUUUAAACAAAAAAACUAUAGUUUUUCAGUACAUAUUUGCCUUUUCUUCCAGUUUUCAGGGCAUGUUCAUCUUCUUGGCUCAUUGUGUAGGAAGCAGCGAUGUUCGCUCUGCGCUUAAACGGAUGAGGCAAAGACAAAUGUGGGCUCGUGGGUCAGAGAAUGCUCCGUCACACAUUCCUUCCAAAGGAAACGUUCCUGUCUCACAAGGAAUUAUCUCAAAGGGAGGCGUUUUAGAGCAUAAGGAAAAGAUACGAGCGUCUGUAUUCAGCCAAACUAACAGCAAAGUGGUUAAAGUAAAGCUACCGAAAGAAAACUUUAAAGAGGCUCCUCUACAAAUAAACAGAACUUAUCAGAUGCCACGAAGAGAAAAUCCUGAAUCUAAAAAUUGUUCAAAAAUGACAUCUCUUAACUGCCCGCAGGAUGCAGUUUCACCCAGAGAAUCUACCAAACGAAGAUGCUCAUUCAAGUCAUCCUAAUCAGCAAAAUAUCAGAUUUGCCAAAGGGCACCUGAUAUUUGGCGCCAGCUGUCAAACAAAACUGGCUUGGAAACAUUCCAAUUAAAAAAGUAGUUAUCUGCAAGAUAGAACUAGUUCCUCAGACGACAAAUUUGCAAUUGGAGUACAAUCGUGGUUAUGGUUAUUGGCUAACUUUCUCAAAUUGUUCAACAUUAAAUAAAUAAACUUAAAUUAUUUUCUAC
Messenger RNA from Pocillopora damicornis (cauliflower coral), 3428 nucleotides. RefSeq lists its product as uncharacterized. Gene Ontology annotation, molecular function: G protein-coupled receptor activity. Gene Ontology annotation, cellular component: plasma membrane. Gene Ontology annotation, biological process: G protein-coupled receptor signaling pathway; cell surface receptor signaling pathway. NCBI's taxonomy places the organism in Eukaryota, Metazoa, Cnidaria, Anthozoa, Scleractinia, Pocilloporidae. The record is from RefSeq and is a predicted model, not a curated record.